AUGUCCUUAACAGAGGAAAAACAACCUUAUCCUUUGUUUCCAUUUGAUCUACCGGAAAUUUCAAGACCCUAACCUAACUCUUUAACUCUGGCUACUGUUUAGGUUUUGUGAAAAACCCAUCGGACUCAUGGCUUUACAUGGAUCUACCUUUUGCUACAAAGUAAAUUUCAUUGCUACAGGAGACUUUAAGAGACUGCAAUGUUCAUGGACUGACAGUUUCAAGAGAACCCACAAUAGCUCUUCACCUUCCUUGAAGAAAAAUACAUUUUUGGCUGGAAGACUCCAUUUUCAUAAAAAGUUGCACAUUGGAGGAGGAACCCAGUCCUAUGCACAGCCUUUCCGCUUAUUUUCAUUAAGAGCAUGUCAAGUAAGAAGUGAGGAUUCAGAGGAAGUGUUAAGUGGCGAAAGCAUUGUAUUGGAUGAGCAGACCUUAAUGCGUGAGCUUCAGGUUGCCAUUGAAGAAGAGAACUAUGCCCAAGCUGCAAGAAUCAGGGACGGCCUUAAAGUACUCCAGGAAGAUAGCAAGGCUUCAGUACUGGCAGCAAAUGCUCGGUUUUAUAAUGCUUUCAGGAAGGGAGAUCUGGCUGCCAUGCAAUCCCUUUGGGCAAAAGCGGAUAAUGUAUGUUGUGUGCACCCUGGUGCGAGUGGGAUUCAAGGUUACGACGAUGUUAUGGAAAGCUGGGAGCUUGUAUGGAUGAACUAUGAUUUCCCACUAGAGAUUGAGUUGAAAAAUGUUCGAGUGCAUUUUAGGGGAGAUGUAGGUUAUGUUACAUGUGUAGAAUUUGUGAGAACAAAAGGCAGCAGUUGGGGGGCACAAUUUGUCACAAAUGUUUUUGAGAAGAUUGAUGGUCAGUGGUUAAUCUCCAUUCACCAUGCCUCACCUGUUGACCUGUAAGCAUCAUCGCAAUACAUUCAAUAGAUGAAUUGCCUUUUUUGUUAUUUA
This is a messenger RNA of Populus nigra (black poplar), 943 nucleotides long. RefSeq lists its product as uncharacterized. The record is from RefSeq and is a predicted model, not a curated record. The transcript has 3 exons. Gene Ontology annotation, molecular function: protein binding. Bases 128 to 895 code for a protein of 255 amino acids. NCBI's taxonomy places the organism in Eukaryota, Viridiplantae, Streptophyta, Magnoliopsida, Malpighiales, Salicaceae.